Molecule: messenger RNA, 5192 nt
Organism: Saccostrea cuccullata (small rock oyster)
Lineage: Eukaryota; Metazoa; Mollusca; Bivalvia; Ostreida; Ostreidae
Product: son of sevenless homolog 2-like
Exons: 24
Coding region: 297-3932 (1211 amino acids)
Biological process (GO): positive regulation of GTPase activity; Ras protein signal transduction
Cellular component (GO): plasma membrane; nucleosome
Molecular function (GO): guanyl-nucleotide exchange factor activity; structural constituent of chromatin; protein heterodimerization activity
Source: RefSeq, a predicted model, not a curated record
CUUGACAAAUUAACUUCCUGUUCGGGAUUCGCGGAAGCUCUGUCGAAAAGGCUAUAUUAUCUCAUUGUAGUCGAGCCGUGGUAACAAAAUGUGAUGUAUAUUGUUUUUAGAGUCACUAUGUAUGCAACUGCCACAAGGCAGUUGUCUGUUUUACGACAUAAAUAUACACAAUUUGUGCGAAGUUGAAGGUCAUGUUGGCUUAUUCACUUCUAUAGAAUAUUUAUGCAAAAAGAAACAAAAAGAAUCAUCAUGGUUUCAUGAAUUUGUCAAAUGCGGAUUAGUUCUUAACAGUAGGAAUGUUUCCUCCAAGUUUUCCUGAAAACUUCAACGCACAAGAGUGGAAGGGUAUAUUUGUUCAAGCUCUUGAAAAUGUUCAGUACCAAGUUCAUCCCACAUUGAUAGCUAAAGCGGAUGCUUUGGAGUACAUAGAAAGCCUGAUCAUAAGUCUCCUGGGAACGUUGUGUGCUGCCCAGCCCCACACAGUCCAGGAUGUCACGGACAGAGUCAACAAGACCUUCCCUGAUCCGAUCGAUAAGUGGGCAAAUAGGGAUGCGAAUAUUGCUCUGGAAAAGGGCAAGAAGAAUUCCAGUAUAGUGCUUCCUGUGGAGAAAAUUCAUCAGGCUCUCAUAAAGGAUGUCCUGGGCUACAAAAUUGAGCAUAGUGUGACCUUGUAUAUUGUGGCUGUACUAGAAUACAUUGCUGCUGAUAUCCUAAAGCUGACUGGAAAUUAUGUGAGAAAUAUAAAGCACACAGAAAUCACAUAUCAGGACAUCAAGGUGGCAAUAUGUGCAGAUCAGGUGUUGAUGGACAUGUUUUCCCCGGAGGAGGACGUGUCCCUCCCUCUGGUGGAGGAGCCUAUUGGUUUGAGGACCGAGGCUCAGUCCUAUGAGGACAUUGUUAAGGAUUUCAUCUUUGAGGAGACUCAGUACAUGAGGGACCUCAGCCAAAUCAUUAAAGUUUUCAGAGCUCCCUUUGUUAAGCAUUUUCCAACCAGCAAGGAUCUGGAGAUAAUAUUCAGCAAUAUAUUGGACAUUUAUGAGUUUACAGCCAAUCUACUGAGUUCUGUAGAGGAGCAGGUCGAGGUGGCUGCUGAGAAUGAGACGCUGACUGUAGGAAUCAGCUUCCUGGACAUGGCAGAGGAGGAGGAAUUCAGUGUUUAUGAGAAGUAUGUAGAUGAUAUGUUAUCUCCAAGAGGAAAGGAGAGACUGUACACACUGAUGCAGAGAGAUGACCUUACGAGAACUCUGGAGGAUGAGGGUCAUGGAUUCAAAGAUGCUGUCAAAUAUGUCUUGCCAAAGCUGCUACUAGGGCCAAUAUACCACUGUCUUCAUUAUUUUGAAGUCAUUAAGGGUUUAACAAAUGUGAGUCAAAAUGAAGAAGAUUUAGAGUUUCUGGAACAGGCCAAUGGGUUACUAGCAUCAUUACGAUCUGUUUUGGAAAGCCGGAUAAAAAAUGGCAAUCUUCCCAGAACAAAACCCUGGGAGACGUCACUGAGAUUACAAGGCAGGACUGGGAUUCAACAAGUUGUACAAAAGAUGUCUGAACUACAGAAAAGUAUAGAUGGAUGGGAGGGCAAGGAUAUCUGGCAGAGCUGUAGUGAAUUUAUUCUGGAUGGAGUUCUCAUGAAACAUGCCAAGGGAAAACCAACAGAGAGACAUGUGUUUCUGUUUGACGGUCUGAUCAUCCUGUGUAAGCCAAACAUAAAGAGAUCUUCUGUAACCUACCCCACGGGAGACUUCAAACUGAAAGAGAAGUUCCACAUCCGUAAAGUGGAGAUCAGGGACAAAGAGGACACAGAUGAACUUAAAAAUUGGUUUUUGAUAGUACCCAGGGAUCACCCCAAUAACAGUGUGGCUUUGUCUGCCAAGUCUGCAGAGGAAAAGAGUAACUGGAUGGCUGCCCUGAUAUCACUACAGACAAGGAGUAUGCUGGAGAGGAGGUUAGACAGCAUCCUAAAGGAGGAGGAGCGGGAUCGACCUCUUAUACUGCCCCCUCCAGAAACCUACAGAUUUGCAGAGAAGGACACUACAGACAAUAUAGUGAUGGAGGAAACAGGAUCCUCCCCUACUGAGAUCCCCCUCAUCAAAGGAGGGACCUUACUGAAGCUGAUUGAGAGGCUGACGUACCACAUGUAUGCAGACCCCAAGUUUGUGAAGACCUUCCUCACGACCUUCAGGUCCUUCUGUACACCACAACAGCUGCUGGAUCUGCUGAUUGAAAGGUUUAAUAUCCCAGAUCCUCCAGAAAAUCUGAAGGUGGACAUAAACCAAGAUGCUGAUACCAAUCAGCGAAUUAAAGAUGAUCUCAAAAAAUUCCGCAAGGAAUACAUUAAACCUGUGCAAUUUAGGGUUGUAAAUGUUUUACGUCACUGGGUGGACCACCACUACUAUGACUUUGAGAGAGACCAAACUUUGUUGUUCAAACUGAAUACUUUCCUAAAAAAUGUAAAGGGCAAAGCUAUGAAGAAAAUGGCAGAGUCUAUUCUCAAGGUUGUCAGGAGGCGGUUUGAGAGUGUCAGUACAGAAAGAGAUAUUAUUCAUGCCAAACCAGCCCCACCCAUAGAAUGGCACCUCACAAAGGACAAAGAGCAGUUUGACCUGUUAACGCUUCACCCUAUUGAAAUUGCUAGACAGGUUACGCUGCUAGAGUUCGACUUGUAUCGAGCAGUUCAGCCAUCUGAACUUGUAGGUUGUUCCUGGAUGAAGGAAAACAAAAGUACUUCUUCACCCAAUCUUCUCAAAAUGAUCAGUUUUACUAAUAAUUUUAUAUGCUGGCUUGAGAAGUGUAUUAUAGAGACAGAAAACUAUGAUGAGAGAGUGGCAGUUGUGAAUAGAACUAUGGAAAUUAUGUUAGUGUUUCAGGAACUGAACAAUUUUAAUGGUGUUUUAGAAAUUGUUAGUGCAAUAAAUUCUGCGUCUGUUUACAGACUGGAACAUACGUUUGAUAAAGUAAGUUACAGAAAGCAGUUUGAAGAUGCCAAAGAGCUAAAUGCAGAUCAUUUUAAGAAAUACAUAGAAAAACUGCGAUCUAUAAAUCCCCCAUGUGUUCCAUUUCUUGGUAUGUAUUUAACAAACAUUUUAUUAACGGAGGAGGGCAAUCCAGAUUUUUUGCAAAACAGACCAGACAUUAUUAAUUUUAGUAAGCGACGGAAAGUGGCUGAAAUUACAGGAGAGAUUCAGCAGUAUCAGAAUCAGCCCUACUGUCUGACUGUAGAACUGGAUAUUAGGGAUUUCUUUGAGAACCUAAAUCCACUGGGAAACAUGACAGAGAAAGAGUUCAAUGAUCACUUGUAUGCAGGAUCAUUAAAACUUGAACCCCGGGGGACAUUGCGACCCCAGAAAUUUCCAAAAAGGUAUGAUUAUUCCUUGAAGUCUCCAGGCAUUAAGCCCAACUCCCUGAGAGCCUCCACGAGGGGUCACUUCUUCCCACUGCUGCCCUCUGGCACGGGCUACAGGAUUCUGAAUGACACAGAGGAACCAGAACCACAGUCCCCUCUACAAACCUCCCCUCCCUGCUCCCCAACAGAUGUGUUUGAGCCUGCCUCUCCCACAAAGCCUGGCAAUUCAGAUAAGUCAAAUGAACCUAGUCAAUUAUCUGCGAUACCACCCCUUCAGCCCCCUCCAAAGACACAUGGGGAUCGCAAAAACUUUCAGUCUCCCCCACCUCUUCCUCCUCGCAUGAAACCAGGAAGGGAGACUGACCCUCCCAUUCCCCCAAGGAAUAUCCCCCCUCCUGUGCCACCCAGACAUGAACCCCAGACAACCCAUCAUUUUCGACCACCGAGUGCAACGUUACCCCGAUCCAGUCACCGGAGUCCUAGCCAGUCAGAAUUCCACCAUGUCAACGGAAACAGAGACCUAGAGGAGGGUAUCCCAAAACUCCCCCCUAAAACCUACCGGCUGACACACCACACAAGACAAAAGAGCAGCUAGGACUAUUCUAGUGUUCUUGUUCUCAGCAAUACUAUUUUUAUGUUGUUCACCAAAGAAUGAUUUCAUUAGAAGUCAUUUUAAAAGAAUUGAAAGUCUGUAUGCAUGGCUGUGCCUUCUUCAUUUUUCGAAAGAUGAUGGAAAGAAAUUGUAAAACUUGUUCAACAGGCAUUAUGUACUGUAAAGUACAAAAAAAGCACUUGAUUCACAGUUUCUCCAUUGCAAACAUGUAGGAGUUUGAACUUGUUUCAAGAGAGCACAUUUCUUCACUUAGAAUUGAACAAAUGUGAAAUUCAUGGUUCAUCAACUGUUCAAUUUCUGAAAAAGUUUGGUGCAAAUUCACAUUACUGAUUCAGGAGUUAUUCAUUGAAGUGACAUUUCAACCUAUGGAUGAUACCAUAAAAGCUUGCCUUCCAAAGGAAAUUCACUUGCUCACUGUAAAACUUGUCACAUUAGUAGUGCUCAAAAUGGAUUUAGCUUCUGGAGAUUCUUGAAAAAAAAUUGUCUUUCUGUCGUGAGUUUUUUUUUUUUAAAGAAGGCUAUAUGAUGUGGACAUUGCCAAGAUGCUGUUAGAUGGAAAAAGAAUCUACAGAACAAUUUGCUGAUAUUAUCUUAGAUUUUAAGUGCCAAUAAAAUGUUGAUGCCUAUCCUGUUGUGAAAUGGGAGGUGCUGGAUAUGUUAGGUAUUCACAGAUAACUAAAGAUAUGGCAAAAGCAUGUCAAUCAUGUGAUACAGAUUCUUAAAUGUGCUGAGGAGAUAACAGUAUAUCGAUGUUGAACAUUGUUGAAUUUUGCAAUGAAUUUGCCAAAGAAAAAAAAUCUGUUGUUUUCAUUGUUGCUUAAUGAACAGUUUCAAAGAGUCAUUCAGAUUAAAUAUACAGUGAUGUCUGCAUAUGAAACAUAAUGAAUUUGUUUUAUUCAUGUUGAAUGUGAUUAAUAAAUGACUUUUCAUGUGGGAGGAGUAAUACUGAUAAGGGGAGGCUACUCUACGCCAUAGAUCACAACACUGGAAUCUUACCUUAAAGUGAAAGCACAUGUACUAAUAUCUAAAUUUUCUGAAGUGUGUAUAUUUUUAGGACAUUAAGAAAUAUUUGAAUGUAAGUCUUUUUGAAAGGAAUGUAUUUUUAUUUUAUAUCAAAUUGAUAAAUUCUGAUUUUUUUUAGUUGGAGAUUUCUGUUGGAAGGUAGACAUUUAGUCAAUGUUUUCAUUUGUUUGCUAAUUAUGUGUACACAUGUACAUGUAUAAUACAUGUAGUGUAGUUAUU